UGAAUGGCAAAAGAGGAUAUUUUGACGAUCUAUCGCGUGUGAAGAACGUCAAAUUAAGAUGCGAUUUUGACUAGAAAUUGAAGAAAUACCCCAAAAAAGAAGAAGGAGAGAGGGCAAAUCUUAAGGAAGACAAAAAUGGGUGUGACAAAGGAACAAGUCGAGUCAUCCUUGAACUCCAAACUUAACCCUUCCCAUAUCGAAGUACUGGAUACAUCUGGAGGGUGUGGUGCAAGUUUUGUAGUUGAGAUUGUGUCUGAACAAUUUGAAGGGAAAAGGCUAUUGGAAAGGCAUAGAAUGGUGAAUGCUGCCUUAGAGGAGGAAAUGAAAGAGAUUCAUGCACUCUCUGUAAAGAAAGCUGUAACCCCAGAACAGUGGAAAAAACUGCAAGAGUCCAACCAAUCAAAUCCUGCUGCUUAGAGCAUAUUUAUUUUUGUUAUAUUAAUAUUUUAAGAUAAAUAAAAAAUAUCCAUACAAUAUCUUGCUGGCAAUAUUUGUGGAUCAUUAAUCUAUUUAUGUUUGUUGUCACUCAAAUUUCAUAUUGUACUGCUAAAUUUUAGUUGACAAUUUCUGACUUUCAGUGGUGUGAUUUUAUAUUGAAUUGACUUUCAGUACUCUUCUAUA
Messenger RNA from Cicer arietinum (chickpea), 621 nucleotides. Its product is annotated as protein BOLA2. Gene Ontology annotation, biological process: intracellular iron ion homeostasis; protein maturation. NCBI's taxonomy places the organism in Eukaryota, Viridiplantae, Streptophyta, Magnoliopsida, Fabales, Fabaceae. Gene Ontology annotation, molecular function: 2 iron, 2 sulfur cluster binding. The record is from RefSeq and is a predicted model, not a curated record. Gene Ontology annotation, cellular component: cytosol; nucleus.